UUCCUCUUUGAUUUGUAGAUUCAAAAUGGCGGCGGGCAGUGUAGACCUGACCGAAGAGGACGCAGCCGACCUGCAGUUUCCCAAGGAGUUUGAGAACGCAGAGACGCUGCUGAUCAGUGAGGUUCAUAUGCUGAUUGUGCAUCGCAAGCAACAGAACGAGAGUGCCGAGGAGGAGCAGGGCUUCUCCAACGUCUUCCAGAAAACCGACACCUAUACGGAACGAUUCCGCAAGUUCAAAAAUAAGGAAACGAUAGCGGCCGUUCGGAACCUGCUGACCCAGAAGAAGUUGCACAAAUUCGAGCUGGCGUCGAUCGCGAAUCUGUGUCCAGAGACCCCCGAGGAGGCCAAGGCUCUCAUUCCCAGUCUGGAGGGCCGAUUCGAGGAUGAGGAACUCAGGCAGAUAUUGGAGGAUAUCCAGACCAAGAGGAGUCUCCAGUAUUGAGGAGCUACAGUGCUCCCGAGAUGUUGUGGAAGUCAAGGACUACCUGAGCUAGAAGAGAAUCGAUGGAUUUAUCAUCAAUAAUUGACGAUCUCUGGACUCAAACAGCUAAUCUUAUGUAUUAUAAUCUCUUGAGCUGGAUCCGCUCCCAACAGUGACAGUGAGAAUAUAUUUUCCAUGAGUUGUUAUUGGACUGUUUCCACUCAGCCCGGCCGAGCCAGUAUGAAUAAUCCCAUUAGAACGUAUGGGGAUUAUAUUUUCACUGUCACUGUUGUGUACGGAUCCACUUGUAAAUAGUAGGCUACCUUUUAUUAUCUCUAAUUUCUAGUUUUGUCCGGUCUAGUUUGGUUUUUGUGUACGGAUUAUAUUGUGUAUAUAGUA
Molecule: messenger RNA, 820 nt
Organism: Nilaparvata lugens (brown planthopper)
Lineage: Eukaryota; Metazoa; Arthropoda; Insecta; Hemiptera; Delphacidae
Product: DNA-directed RNA polymerase II subunit Rpb4-like
Exons: 3
Coding region: 26-442 (138 amino acids)
Biological process (GO): mRNA export from nucleus in response to heat stress; transcription initiation at RNA polymerase II promoter; positive regulation of translational initiation
Cellular component (GO): P-body; RNA polymerase II, core complex
Molecular function (GO): nucleotide binding; translation initiation factor binding
Source: RefSeq, a predicted model, not a curated record